AUUAUGUUGGUUCUAAGUGCUACAAAUCUCCUUACGGAGAUGAUGUUUGGCUGGACUUUGGUCUUGCCAAAGAUCGAAGAAGACACCAGCAAGUUCAUGGUGGCUGAGGACGACGUGUCGUGGCUUGUAUCUCUGCCGUUCAUACUGAUCCCCACAUUCUCCCUGCUGGCUGGCACUCUAGCAGAAUACAUCGGUCCGCAACGUCUGCUUGUCAUUGCGAUGUUUCCCGUGGCCGGGUUCUGGCUCCUGCUGGCCUUCGGUCCCUAUCUGUGGCUCCUGUACCUUGGUAGAGCUCUACUUGCGACCAGUGCAGCGGUGGUGUUUACGAUACUGAAUCCUUUGCUUGCCGAAUUAUAUCCUGCCAGGUGUCGGGGUCUAGCCGGGAUAUUUCCUAAAGUAGUUGGCUGUGCAGGAAUGCUGUUAUCUUACCUGCUGGCUUACUUUUUGUCUUGGGACAUGGCUACUGCUAUUUCUGCUGCUCCUUUCCUGCCCUUGCCCUUUAUGCUGCUGUUUGUACCUGAGUCCCCAUACUGGUUGGUGAGGAAGAAAAAGUUGGACGCAGCAGAGAAAUCUUUAAAACUUAUUUUGCAACGAGACAGCGAUGUGGUCGAAGAACUGAAUGCAAUUAGGAACACCACGAAUCCCGAUCAGAGUGAGGUCAAGAACCUGUUGAAAGAGCUUCGAAAAACCCACAACGCCAUUCCAGUUGUGUUGCUAAUCACUCUGUUUAUGUUGAGAGAAUUCGGUGGUAGGGGGCCAGUAUUCAACUACACUGUGUACAUGUUCCGCAAGGCUGGGAUGCAACUGGAUGUUUUCUUUUGCACUGUGUUUGUCGGUGUUACUCGCCUUGUAAGCACAUGCGUGUCUGCUUGCACGUUAGACCUGGUGGGUCGCAAAACCCUCCUUGUGGGGACAUCAUUGAUAUGUGCCAUUUCUGAGGGUGUUCUUGGAAUCUUCCUCUUCCUAGAGAUAGAAGAGCCCACAUGGGUGCCUCUGGCAUGUGUGAUAGCGUUCGUAAUUGGUUACGGGCUAGGUCUUGGAACCAUUCCUGGGGUCUUAGUUGGUGAGCUUUUGCCAUCACCCGUCAGGUCUCUUGGAUCUGCAGUGGUCAUAUUUAGUAGUUUUCUUGCACACUUCGCUGUAAAUUUCGUGUUUCUGAAGAUGGUGGCAUCUCUUGGCCUUGGUCUGAUGCUGUUUGUGUUUGGAGGAGCAAAUCUGGCUGUUGUUCCACUAGUAUGGUUCUUCAUUCCCGAAACGAAAGGCCGAACGUUGCAGGACAUAGAAAAGGCCUUUGUGCUCAAGAGAAAACAACAAGGUCAAGAUAACUCUGCAUUUGAGAUGCCAUCAAAUGCAUAG
Penaeus monodon (black tiger shrimp) is the source of this 1356-nucleotide messenger RNA. RefSeq names its product facilitated trehalose transporter Tret1-like. Gene Ontology annotation, biological process: transmembrane transport. Bases 4 to 1356 code for a protein of 450 amino acids. Gene Ontology annotation, cellular component: membrane. The transcript has 4 exons. Gene Ontology annotation, molecular function: transmembrane transporter activity. The record is from RefSeq and is a predicted model, not a curated record. Lineage: Eukaryota; Metazoa; Arthropoda; Malacostraca; Decapoda; Penaeidae.